This is a messenger RNA of Asparagus officinalis (garden asparagus), 1883 nucleotides long. RefSeq names its product glutamate-rich WD repeat-containing protein 1. The coding region runs from base 121 to 1530 and encodes 469 amino acids. NCBI's taxonomy places the organism in Eukaryota, Viridiplantae, Streptophyta, Magnoliopsida, Asparagales, Asparagaceae. The transcript is spliced from 13 exons. The record is from RefSeq and is a predicted model, not a curated record. Gene Ontology annotation, molecular function: protein binding.
CAUGAGCCGCAAGUUUCUAGGGUUUUUGCUUUUCGCGAAACAAAACCCCAAUCUUUUUAAUCCGAUCACUCAUAAUUAAAAAUUAAAAAAAAAAGAAAAAAAUCGAAGAAGAAGAAGAAGAUGGUUCGCAGCCUCAAGAACAUACAGAAAAUCAAAAGAAAGAACAAGGGAUCAAAGACGAAGAAGGGAGAAUCAUCAUCGAUCCCCUCCGCCCCUGCGCAGGUGUGGCAACCUGGAGUUGAUAAGUUGGAAGAGGGAGAAGAGCUCCAAUUUGAUCCCUCUGCUUAUAAUUAUCUGCGGGCUUUCAGCAUUGGAUGGCCCUGUUUGAGUUUUGAUAUUGUUCGUGAUUCAUUGGGAUUGGUACGUUCGGAGUUUCCUCAUACAGUUUAUGGUGUCGCGGGGACUCAGGCCGAGCAAGCAUCCUGGAAUCAUAUUGGUGUUUUCAAGCUCUCCAGUAUAUCUGGGAAAAAGCGUGAGGUGUUGCCUUCUAAAUCUGCUGACAAUGAGACUGAUAUUGACAGUGACAGCAGUAGCGAUGAAGACGAGGAUGAGGCCGACGAGUCUACACAACCUAUUUUACAGUUGCAUAAAGUGGCACAUCAAGGAUGUAUAAAUCGGAUACGCUCCAUGACUCAAAAGCCUCAUAUAUGUGCAACGUGGGGCGAUACUGGGCACGUUCAGGUGUGGAACUUUACCUCCAUCCUAAAUGCUUUAGCAGAGUCUGAAACAGAUGCCAGCAGGGGAGGUAAUAGCAUACACCAUCAAGCUCCAAUAAUGAAUUUUGGUGGGCACAAAGAUGAAGGCUAUGCAAUAGAUUGGAGUCUAGUUGUUCCUGGAAGGCUUGUUACUGGUGAUUGCAGGAAUUGUAUUCACCUUUGGGAACCUUCUUCUGAAACAUGGAAUGUGGAUAAAAAUCCUUUUGUUGGGCAUACUGCUAGUGUUGAAGAUCUACAAUGGAGUCCUACAGAAGCAGACGUGUUUGCCUCGUGUUCUGUGGAUGGAAAUAUUGCUAUAUGGGAUACCCGUCUAGGGAAAUCACCAGCCGUGUCUAUAAAGGCACACAAUGCUGAUGUUAAUGUUAUCUCAUGGAAUCAGCUAGCAAGCUGUAUGUUAGCAUCAGGAAGUGACGAUGGCACAUUUUCUAUACGAGAUCUUCGAUUGAUCAAGGGAGAUUCCUUGGUUGCACACUUCGAGUACCAUAAGCAACCUAUUACAUCAAUAGAAUGGAGCCCACAUGAAGCAUCCACUUUGGCUGUCUCAUCUGCAGAUAAUCAGUUGACAAUAUGGGACCUCUCAUUGGAAAGAGAUGAGGAAGAAGAGGCUGAAUUUAAAGCAAAGAUAAAAGAACAAGCAAAUGCCCCACAAGAUCUACCACCUCAGCUCCUUUUCGUUCAUCAGGGCCAGAAAGAUUUGAAGGAAAUACACUGGCACCAGCAGAUCCCAGGGAUGUUGGUAUCCACAGCUGCCGAUGGCUUCAAUGUUCUCAUGCCUGCAAAUAUAGAGACUACUAUUCCAGGAGCUGCAUCGUGAAUAAUCCAAUUUUACUACCUUGGCUUAUGCAAAUGCAUUCAAAUGCAGAGGUGUAGAAGCAAAAAAAAAAAAAAAAAACAUUCAUGUUAUAUCUAUUGAGUCCUGUACUUAAGAAUGACAUGAACGUGAAUUUUGGGUUGUUAAAUGUAAGCUGGGGGGAGUAUUUGCUUGAGUUGCCUUUUGAAUCGUAACUUUACGGUUUGACCGUAAAAUUCCUUCUUCUUCUUUUUCUUUUUUUAUAUUUUUUGGGAAUUUUAUUUACAGUUUAAGGUGUUGUCUAUUGGUAUCUAUUUGUAGUUUACUGAAAAAGAUAUGUUAACCUACAACUUUAGUUAACGUUACAGUUUUGUUCC